GCUCCAUGGGAUGGGGAACCUUCCGAUUCUCCUCGAACCUCCCUACUCCGACGUCAUCCGCCUGCCGUGGAUUAUUCAACGCGUUUCGUCGAUUUCCCCACUUGAAAACACAUGUCGAUGCUGUGAGCAUUGAUAUCGAUCCUGAAAUCUAGUCAUUCCAGCAUACCUCUACAAAAUCUCAACGUGGGCUUCUCUAUCGUAGCAGAUGCUAAAGUUGCCGCUCGUAUCAUUUUCAGCGUCGAACAAGUUGGCCAUGCGGACUUGGAGAAGUGGGAGGUGAACCAGUACCUUCAAUCUUCUGGCUGUCCUAUCACACCGGAACUACUACGAGGUCCCGGCGACCUGAAUUGGGGAUUAUCUGGUUCGGGGCGAUUGUCCUGGAGUUGUAGUUGUUGAUGGUUGCAACUGUUUUCUCCCCUCUGAUGUCGAAUGGCUGUAUGAUAUACGUUUGUGUUACGCAUGCCCUAGGUAUUGAUCACACACGAAUGAACAGUUAUCGUGUAUUUAGGGCUACGCUCCAACAUAAGCAAUCGCAUGUGCCCUGGCAGUGUCACUCAAGGCUAGUAUCAUUUCUUCUUGUCAUAUAUAUCAUUCUACCUGGUACAGUUUUCCGAGUCAUUGUUCUCUUGUCGUCCACUCGUACAGUUACACUGAAAUACACCUAUACUGUAGGAGCGUUAGUUGAAUCCUCUCGCGAAUGAUCUCGCUGCAUAUCCCUCGAAAAACACUAUCAGUCAUCUUCUUCGUCUGUCACCAUCAUCCCCAAAGCAUCUGACACCUCCUGCCAUCGAUUCCCACCCAUUCCG
Molecule: messenger RNA, 806 nt
Organism: Suillus subalutaceus
Lineage: Eukaryota; Fungi; Basidiomycota; Agaricomycetes; Boletales; Suillaceae
Exons: 1
Coding region: 396-701 (101 amino acids)
Source: RefSeq, a predicted model, not a curated record